AUGUCACAUCCUAUUUCCAAUAACAUGGAAUAUCUUAAGCAAAUACUCUAUCAAGAAGACAAUGCCACAGACUAUUUUACUUUUCGGCAUCGACCUAGUGACGCAGAAAGUAAAUGGCACUCUAUUUUUCGACGCAUGUCUAUCAAUAUACAGCGAGAUGAAGGUACUCCUGAGCAAGAAAUUGUAUCAGGCACUGUGGAUAAUCCUUCUGAACAUGAACGGGCCUUGAUGUUAAGUAUACCUCAUAGUGAUGGAAAUGAAUUGAAUGAAACACAAGAGGAAGACGAUACAUUACCAAACUUGGAAGAAAUCGUUCAAGAUGGAACGAUGGAGCGUCCACCUUGUACACAUAAUUAUUUCGAAAAUCCAUUUGACUCAGAUGCAGAUACAGUGUAUCUUCAUGAGGAGGAAAAUAACAAGUCUGUUCACCCGCUUAGUACCAUCACAGAUGACAGUAGAAAGCCAAAGGAUCACAAGGCCUAUGUAGCGCCAUCCAUGAUUGAAGUUUCUGCCAAGCUGCAGAAGCAAAAAGUUGAAUGGGUAAAAACAUUUGACAAGAUAAAAUUAGCCAAUUCGUUGGGUGGGCCCACUCGAAGAAGAUCAAGUACAGUUUACUAUACGACUACAAGGCAGCCAUUAGCACCUUACUAUCCAUCUGCAUUUACUCCAGGGUACCUUUCUUUAUUAUGUCGAGAUGAACAUGGCAGAAAAGCACCCCCUAUUUUAUUUGAUGCAUUAAAUAUAUCCAUUACUGAUUCAACCAUUGAUCACAACUCAUCCCAUCGACUAUGGACAUUUCGCAUAGACAUACAGUAUGGAGAAAUUAAAUGGGUGAUUUACCGUACCAUUAUCGAGUUCUAUAACCUUCACCUCACCUUAAAGUUUAAGUACAUCUCUGGCUUCAUUUCAGAACCUCCUCCAUCAUUUCCUAGUCAAUUAGCUCACCUUACAAAUGCUGCAUUGACUUCGAUGCGUAUUGCUCGCGAACAAGAAGACAGUAUGUGGAGAGAUAUCGCUCUCAAACGUCGUGAUGCUUUAGAAAUUUACCUUAAAGAACUCAUUCAACAUGCAAGCAUGAACGUCAAUUACGAACUUUGUGAAUUUCUAGAGCUCAGUGCUGUCUCGAUUGUCAAAGAUAUGGGCUGGAAAGGUAAAGAAGGAUACUUGGAAUACAACACAAAUUUGCCUUCUUUACGCUUAUUUAAAUGGCAGAAAUGGCAAAAAGAAUGGCUCAUUCUACGCGACUCUUAUAUUGCGUUUUGCAAGGAUAUCUCAUCCAAUACACCUGCAGGUGUGUUAUUGUUUGACAAAUACCUCAAGGUAUCUCGAACACAAAGUACGUUUGGAUCCAUACACCAGACGCACUUCAUUAUCUCCAAUGCCUCAAGGCGAAUUGAAGUGAAAGCACCUACUUCAAGACAUACGGAUGAGUGGAUUGAUAACCUGAAUAAAGUACAAAAAGAAUCUCCAUGGAUUAUGAAUCAUCGAUUUGGAUCUUUUGCACCAAUCAGGGAAUGUUCGAAUGCUAGAUGGUUUGUUGAUGGGCAAGAUUAUUUUGAAGCAGUUGCACAAGCAAUUUUAUCUGCAAAAUCUGAAAUCUAUAUUGAAGAUUGGUGGCUAAGCCCUCAAUUGUACUUGCGUAGACCACCCAAAGGAAAUGAAGAGUAUCGACUCGACCGUCUUUUGAAAAGAAAGGCAUGUCAAGGUGUCAUGAUUUAUAUUGUCAUUUACAAGAAUGUCUCUGUGGCUUUACCACUCGAUUCACAAUAUACUCGCGACUGGAUGCAACAUAUUCAUCCCAACAUCAUAGUCCAGAGACAUGCUAACUUGACUUCUUCACCUUUUUGGGCGCAUCAUGAACAUGAUUUGACUGAUUAUCCUUCUUACGACGAAAAAGAGAUUUUUCCUGGACAAGAUUAUUCGAACCCCAGAAUGAAAGACUUUCAGAAAGUGAGUCAGUACGAUAUGGAGCUCAUUGACAAAAGAAGUGCUCCUAGAAUGCCAUGGCAUGAUAUCCAUACCGCUAUGACUGGGCAACCUGCCAGAGACAUAGCACGUCAUUUUGUUCAAAGAUGGAAUUUCAUCAAAUCAAACAGAGCUAAAGAAAGAGAUCAAGUACCUUUUUUACUUCCAAAGGGUGAAUAUGUCUCACUUAAAGACGAAAUCAAAUUCAAGGGUACUUGUCGUAUCCAAGUAUUAAGAAUAACAACCACAAAUCCUCAUGAUAAAUUGAUUAAGAACAAGAUUGGACAAGCCAUUGUAGAAAGGAUUAAACGAGCACAUCAAGAAAAACAAAAAUUUAGAGUCAUUGUUGUCAUUCCUGUUGCUCCUGGAUUUGAAGGUGAUUUUGCUCAAGUGGACAGACGAUCCAUGCCGUUAAGAUCCGUGGCUCAAUACCAAUAUCGCUCUAUUUGUCGUGGUAAAUACUCUAUUUUUGAAGAAUUGACAAAAGCCAAUGUGCCUAUCAAAGACUAUAUUGGGUUCUACAGUCUACGAAAUUGGGGAAAAGUCAAAAAAUCAACCAAGAUUUUAAGAGAUCAAUAUGGCCAUGUUAUACCGCCGCCACCACCACCUCCUCCACCUGUAAUGGCAAAUACUAGCAAUCGCCGCAUGCUUGGUAGGAAAAGAACACAUUCAAGAUCCUCUAGUCAGAAUAAGUCAUCAGAAGAUAUGCUACAACAAGAGCAUCAGCAGCAAAUGAAAGCAUUUUUAGAGCAACAACAAUACAAUGAUGGGAGAAUGGAUUUCAUGACUGAACAAGUUUAUAUUCACUCUAAAUUAAUGAUUGUGGACGAUAAGACGGUUAUUUGUGGUUCAGCCAAUCUAAAUGACAGAUCUCAAUUAGGAAACAGAGACUCUGAGAUUGCAGUUGUCAUCGAAGACAAGGAUUUGGUAGACUCUCGAAUGAAUAACAAACCUUACAAAGCUGCAAAAUAUGCCUUGACACUUCGUAUGCAGCUGUUUAAAGAGCAUCUAGGCCUUUUAAAUUGCAGUCCAUAUAUGGUGAAAAAGGGCAAAUAUGAAGAAGAUGCUAUUUUUGAAGAUUUGAAAGAAUAUCAAAAUAUGAAGCGAGAAGAUAUUGUUGUUAUGGAUCCCUUAAAUGACGAGUUUUAUUAUGAUAUUUGGAACAGAACUGCUGAAAACAACACACUUAUUUAUCGAGAUGUAUUUCGAUGUGUACCAGAUGAUACAGUUCGUUCCAUUGAGCAACAUCGCCAGUUUGUGCCUGAUCCCACAAGAACUUUGCCUGGUCAUAUCGCAGAGCCAUGGAACAAUACAAAUGAACAAGUCCAAUCGAAAUUAAAUCAUAUACGAGGUCAUCUUGUUGAAUUCCCCACCGAAUAUAUGAAGCAUGUGAACAUGACAGCCUCUGUCAUGCAAGAAGCAGUGCCUCCCAUAGUGUUUACUUGA
Molecule: messenger RNA, 3411 nt
Organism: Gilbertella persicaria
Lineage: Eukaryota; Fungi; Mucoromycota; Mucoromycetes; Mucorales; Choanephoraceae
Exons: 16
Coding region: 1-3411 (1136 amino acids)
Biological process (GO): phosphatidic acid biosynthetic process; intracellular signal transduction; cell motility
Molecular function (GO): phosphatidylinositol binding; D-type glycerophospholipase activity
Source: RefSeq, a predicted model, not a curated record